Molecule: messenger RNA, 206 nt
Organism: Entrophospora sp. SA101
Lineage: Eukaryota; Fungi; Glomeromycota; Glomeromycetes; Entrophosporales; Entrophosporaceae
Source: the annotation of a GenBank genome assembly
AUAUGAGGCUUUCAAACAUCUUGGUUGGUCCUGAUAAUUCAAUAAAGAUAAUAGAUUUUGAUUGGUGUGGCAAGAUAAGGGAAGUUGUCUAUCCACCCCUCCUGAAUCAAGAGAUUGAUGUAUGGCAUCCUGAUGUAAAUGUUGGAGAGAAAAUCCUACUAGACCAUGAUUUGUACAUGCUAAAUACAGAAUUAAAAAAAGUAUGA